This is a messenger RNA of Chrysochloris asiatica (Cape golden mole), 513 nucleotides long. It is a transcript of the gene MCL1, whose product is annotated as myeloid cell leukemia sequence 1 (BCL2-related). NCBI's taxonomy places the organism in Eukaryota, Metazoa, Chordata, Mammalia, Afrosoricida, Chrysochloridae. The annotation marks the transcript as partial. The record is from RefSeq and is a predicted model, not a curated record. The transcript has a single exon.
AUGUUCGGCUUGAAGAAAAACGCGGUAAUAGGACUCAACCUCUACUUGGGGGCGGGGCCCGGGUUGGGUACCGGCGGCGGUGCCUCCACGCCUGGAGGGCGACUUUCGACUUCUGGAAAGGAGGCCUCGACCCACAGAGAGGUAGGGGCAGGGGAAGCCGGCGCGGUAAGUGGCGGAAGCGCCGGCGAGAACCCCCGGGCCGCUCCUCUCGUGCCAAAGGGCCUGAGGGUCGCGCGGAAGGCGCCCAUUGGCGCUGAAGGCCCCGACGUCACCGCGACCCCCGCGAGGCCGACGUUCUUUGCGGCCACUCGCCGCGCGUCGCCUGAGGAGAUGGAAGCCUUGGCCGCCGACGCCAUCAUGUCGCCCGAAGAGGAGCUGGACGGGUACGAGCCGGAGCCACUCGGGAAGCGGCCGGCUGUGCUUCCUCUGCUGGGGCGGGUCGGGGAGGCCAGUAAUGUCCCCGGUACGGACGGGUCACUACCUUCGACGCCCCCAGAACUGGAGGAAGAGGAU